Periophthalmus magnuspinnatus is the source of this 7669-nucleotide messenger RNA. Its product is annotated as iron-responsive element-binding protein 2-like. Gene Ontology annotation, cellular component: cytosol; mitochondrion. The transcript has 22 exons. NCBI's taxonomy places the organism in Eukaryota, Metazoa, Chordata, Actinopteri, Gobiiformes, Gobiidae. Gene Ontology annotation, molecular function: iron-responsive element binding; 4 iron, 4 sulfur cluster binding; aconitate hydratase activity. Bases 102 to 2996 code for a protein of 964 amino acids. Gene Ontology annotation, biological process: citrate metabolic process; tricarboxylic acid cycle. The record is from RefSeq and is a predicted model, not a curated record.
AAAGAGGGCGGGAGGAUUCAGAUCUCUGGCUUCUGAUUGGUCGGCUCCGUGUGUCCAGCUUGCUCUCGUCAGAACGGAUCGUGUUGAUUUCAGAAGUCAUCAUGGCGCACUCGUCCCCUGGCAAAGAGCACACUUAUUGUCAUCUGAUUGACACCAUAAAAGAUGGCACCAUCAAAUUCUUCAACCCAGAGAAAUUAAACGAUCCAAGAUAUGACAAGCUGCCUCUCUCCAUCCGUGUUUUAUUGGAGUCUGCCAUUCGAAACUGUGAUGGAUUCUACACAAAAGAGGAAGACGUGCAGAACAUUUUGGACUGGCAGCAGCAGCAGAGCAAAGCCGAGGUGCCCUUCUCCCCAGCAAGAGUCCUCCUCCAGGACUUCACUGGUAUUCCUGCCAUGGUGGACUUGGCUGCUAUGAGAGACGCUGUGGCCAAACAUGGAGUGGACCCCGGCCUCAUCAACCCUAAAUGUCCAACAGACCUCAUAGUAGAUCACUCGCUACAGAUAGACUUUAGCAAAUGCGCAAUACAGAAUGCGCCAAACCCAGGUGGAGGGGAAGGAUCUCGGCCGUCCAGACCCCCUCCACGCUCUGGGUCUCAGUGUGGGGGACAGAAAGGCUCCUGUGGGAAGGCCUCGUGCAGUGAGCCCCCCUCCUCUCCAGGACGCCCUCCGACCUCCGUCCAACAGAUCGAAAACACGCCGCUCCUCUGUCCCUUCCACCUCAAGCCUGUCUCUGAGCCUGAAACCGCUUUGAAAAAUCAGGAAAUGGAGCUGAUCAGAAACAAAGAGAGACUUCAGUUUUUUAAGUGGUGUUCGAAGGCCUUUAAGAACGUGAACGUGGUUCCUCCAGAUGUGGGAGCUGUACACCAGGUGAAUCUGGAGUAUCUGUCCCAGGUGGUGCAGCUCGAGGGGGGCGUCCUUUACCCUGACAGUGUGGUGGGCACAGACUCUCACACCACCAUGAUCAACGGCCUGGGCAUCCUAGGCUGGGGAGUUGGUGGUAUAGAGUCUGAGGCUGUGAUGUUGGGACAGCCCGUGUCCUUAACCCUCCCUCGGGUGGUGGGCUGUAAACUGCUGGGCUCCAUCCACCCCCUCGCCACCUCCAUAGACAUCGUCCUUGGCAUCACAAAGCACUUGCGACAGGCUGGAAUUGACGGGAGGUUUGUUGAGUUUUUUGGACCUGGAGUUUGUCAGCUCUCUGUUCCCGAUCGGACAACCAUUGCCAACAUGUGCCCAGAAUACAGCGCUACAGUUAGCUACUUCCCCGUCGACCAAGUCACCAUCAAGCACUUUACAAAGACAAAUUUUAGCCCAGAAAAACUUGAAUUGUUUGAGUCUUACUUGAAGGCAGUGAAACUUUACAGAAGUUAUGAAGACUCGUCACAAGACCCUGAAUAUUCAGAGGUGAUAGAGAUUAACCUGAGCUCCAUGGUUCCUUAUGUGAGUGGACCCAAGCGACCUCAGGACCGCGUUGCCAUUAGCAACAUGAAGGAGGACUUCCAGAGCUGCCUUGAUGAAAAGGUUGGUUUUAAGGGUUUUCACGUGUCAAAGGAGAAGCAGCAGAGGACAGUCCCCUUCACUCACUGUGGGCAGGAAUACAGUCUGUGCCACGGCUCUGUGGUCAUCGCCGCCGUCAUCAGCUGCACCAACAACUGCAACCCCUCCGUCAUGCUCACGGCCGGUUUACUGGCCAAAAAGGCGGUGGAGGCGGGGCUUGUGGUUAAGUCUUAUAUUCGGACCAGUCUGGCUCCUGGCAGUGGGAUGGUCACUCAUUACCUCAGCACCAGCGGAGUCCUUCCUUACUUCAAACAGCUCGGAUUCGAGGUCAUAGGUUACGGCUGUGCCACGUGUGUUGGAAACACGGCUCCUUUACCUGAACCUGUAGUGGACGCCAUUAAACAGGGUGAGCUGGUGGCGUGUGGGGUGUUGUCAGGAAACAGGCAUUUUGAGGGACGCCUCUGUGACUGUGUGAGGGCGAACUACCUGGCCUCGCCUCCUCUAGUGGUGGCCUACGCUAUCGCAGGGAUGGUGGGAAUCGACUUCGAAAAGGAGCCUCUAGGUGUUACAUCUGAAGGGAGGGAGGUUUUUCUUCAGGACAUUUGGCCGUCCAGAGAAGAGGUCCAGCAGAUAGAGGAGGCCACAGUCAUCUCCUCCAUCUUUAAAGAGCUCAGAGGAAGAAUGCAGAAAGGGAACGCAUUUUGGAACCAGAUUGAAUGCUCCGAUUCAGUGCUCUUCCCCUGGGAUCACAAGUCCACAUACAUCCGGCCGCCAUCUUUCUUUAGUAAAUUGACCAAGGAGGUGUCACGGCCUCCCUCCAUAGAAAACGCUCAUGUUUUACUGUUCCUCGGAGACAAUGUAACGACAGACCACAUCUCUCCAGCAGGAAGCAUCUCCAGGACCAGCCCAGCCGCCAAAUAUCUGCAGAGCAAACGACUGACGCCUCGUGACUUUAACUCGUACGGCGCUCGCAGAGGAAAUGACGCUGUGAUGACAAGAGGAACCUUCGCCAGUGUAAAACUCCACAAUCGUCUGAUUGGGAAAACUGGCCCCAAGACUCUGCACAUUCCCUCAGGACAAACCAUGGAUGUAUUUGAGGCGGCGGAGCGCUAUCAGAGAGAUGGAGUCCCUCUCGUCAUUUUAGCUGGAAAACACUACGGCUCUGGGAACUCCAGGGACUGGGUUGCCAAAGGACCUUAUCUCAUGGGCGUCCGGGCCGUGAUUGCUGAGAGCUUUGAGAAGUUGCACCGCAGACAGCUGCUGGGGGCGGGUAUCGCUCCUCUGCAGUUUGAGUCUGGAGAAAACGCAGAUGUCCUGGAGCUCAGCGGAAAAGAGACAUUCAACAUCGAGCUCCCAGAAAAUCUGAGCCCCAACCAACAGCUCACUGUCAAGACCAGCGAAGGGAAGAGUUUUCACGUCACAGCACUCUUCGACGACCACACGGACAUAACCUGCUUCAAACACGGAGGCCUCCUCAGAUUUGUGGCUCGGACGUUUCUCUAAAAAAAUACUCAAAAACUCAAUGUCUCUGGAUCAUCACCAACCGUUAUUUACCAUAAAGUCUGAGGGUCCGUCCACACAAGAAAACUGCAUGACUAUUUAUGUGGAGAAGAAAACAUCUGCUGACAUGUUUCCACAACUGCUUAAAAAACAACUUGGGUUGCUCUCACACUAGGCCUUUUGAACCGUGUCGAGGUCAAGCACAUCGAGCCACGACCCGGUGUCGUCAUCAUACAGCACUGUUUGUUUACAUGUCGCACAGCAGUGCUACUGCUUUAGUAGAGAAGAAAAAAGGGGCAUGAAAUAUCUAUUAAGCCCUGUGUACACUGACUGCAAGUGCGCUACAGCUUAGAACUCACGCAGGUCCCCCAAGACUUAAAAAGUCAUUAAAAUCAUUGUGCCCGGCUACACUGACCAACGUGAAACUUCAUUGUUUUAGGUAAAUACACACCGCAGUUGUCAUAGUUAGUGUAACAGGCAAUCUGCAAGUAACACGGUCAAGUACGUACUGGACCCGACCUGCAGUCAGUAUAAAUCUGUCGUUAAACGGUGAGGUGGAUAUGAGUCCGACUGUGCUAUGGUCCUCUGUGAGUUUAUGGAUUAAACAACAGUGUGGAGCAGCGAGGGCAACAGGGGGCGAGUCUUCAGAACUUAUGUCUGUCAAGUCCUGACUGAAUGUGAGCGCAGACUCGCUGUGAGUUUUGGAGCAGAGUUCGUCCACUUAUCCUCUAUUCUUUCCACAUACAUGUGUGUACAUGUGUGUGUGCAUGAGCAACUGUGCUUUGGCCCACCUCUUCCAAAUAUGCCAAGCUGGGGCACGGUUCAUUUGCACUCAAACUGGACAAAUGUACCGCGCUCUAGGGGCUAUAGGUGCAGUUCGAUUGGGCUAGUGUGAGCGCACCCUUAGAUUAACGUAAAUAACACAUAUUAUGCAUUCUUGUGGUUUUAAUUUAAAUUUAAACAUGCUUUUGGUCACCUUGGAUUAAUGUCUACAUUUGGAAAACAGACUUUACAAAAUACACCUCCAUUCCCAAUGAGAUAUUUAAAGAGGGGGGAUUCUGCAAAAUCAACUUUUUGGAGCUUUGUUACAACAUUGUUCCUUCAUCAAAAACAUAUCUGAAGUGUUUUUAUACGUUAUCCGUACGUGUCAUCCUAUCCAGUGCUCCACCCACAAGCCUACAUCAUCAAUUCUCCCGCACGGCAAUUUUUCAUACAUCUACAAAAGCAUGAUACAAACAAUACACUACAACUUCACAAACCUGAUGCGAUGUGUAGUGGUUUCUUUAGUGGGAUGCACGCUGAUUGUGUUGGGAUAGCGCUCUGAAGGGGGACUGACUUUGCCUGGGAAGGAGGACUCAGCAUCAAAAACAAAACUGAAACUUGCUAAAUAUUUUAAUGUGUGAAUAUAGCUACCCAAACAAUAAAAAGUAACAUGGUGAUCUCAAUAUGUUAUGUGUUAGCAAUUAAUACCUCGUAGAAGUUUAAAAAAAAUUAUAUCUGCAUUUGGAAAACAUCCAAACAAAUAUAAACAAAUUAAGUCCUUAUCACCUGUAAAUGCUAUGCUAAUGGGGCUAUACCUUUGUUGUGAAAACAAUUUGAAUGCAAAAUGAGUCCAGUUUUGUCUAUGACGUAACAAAACGAGCAAAAUGUGACCAGAGCAUUUUUGAGUGCUCAGAGAAGAAGACUGAAAUAAUGAAUAAAUGAAACAAGCGUGAAUAAACUCCAGGUAUGUUUUUGAUAAGCGGACAGCAGUAUAACAUGGCCAAUUUUGCAUAAUAUGUGUUCUUAAAAAAUUUUGGGCAAGAUUGUCCAUUUGUUUUGCUUAUAUGAGUGAAGAUGAGGACCUUUCAAGAAUUACAAUCCUGCCUCAAAAUGCGACAUUGGUGCUCUAUACAACACAUAGCUAACCAGUCAAUGCACACAUAAUUUGCGUUUUGAAUAAUUAAUUUUGAUGUAAAAAGAGAAAAUAUUAUAAUUGGUGGCCUUACUGUAAUAAAUCAAGUAUGUCCCAGUAAUCACCAAAAUGAACAUCUUAUUUUCCACGCAUUUAUUUAUUAGAGCUUACUGUUAAUGAAACCAAUUCCCUUCAGUAUAAUUUCAGUCAAACCAAUUAUUAAAUCAGUUCAUCUUUAAAGCUACCAUCUGUAAUUAGUUUGGCCGACCCGCCCCUGUUGUAUUCUCCCGUAACACCACUAGAUGCCGUCUAUGUUACUGCUGUCUGUGGUGUGCCCACUUUGACCUGACAGAUGAAGACCAGAGAGCUCAGGUGAGACUGAACAAAGGACAGGGGAGGGGGACAGGUUUCACAUCUGCCAUCUACUGGUGCUAAAGUCAAAUGGCAGAUUGUAGCUUUAAUAGUGCACUGAGGACAUUUUCUGGUGGAAGCUUGUCUCCAUGGAUAUGUUAUUAUGCUUUGUCUAGAACAGUGUUUUACAAACUGCUGUUCAGUUUAUGGGUUUCGUUAAUUUUGAGUUAAUUUUAUCCACUUGUUUGUCCAUUUUUAGGUAUUUUCUUCAAACUGCAGUGGACAUGAUGUGUACCACUUUGAGACCUGGUUCAGCCCUAGAUUAGACCAGGAAUAGUACACAUAGUUACAUACUUGUCUUAGAUCUGGAAAGCCAGAUCUUUACGUUAGUGGAAGGUUUGAGAACAACUGGUCUAGAAUGUUUCAAUAUCUUUAAACUUAUCUUCAUAGAGGCAAGCGAGUGGUGUCACAAGACGAAGCUUUGCCUGGAGUGUUCCACAGUAUGACAUUAAACAUGCCAAUCUUGAAUUUAUUUCAUUACAAAGCAUUGCUAUUGCUACAAAAAAUACUUGGUACCCUCUUCUCUCCAUUCAGAUAGAUAGAACAUUCCAGACAAAGGUGGCAAACCCCCUACCAGAAAAGUCACACGGUGCACCUUUAGUAAAACAAUUUUGAGCAUGUUUAAGGUUUUAAGGUACAUAUUUAGGAAGUGAAGAAUAUUUAGACUUCUUGGUGCUCACACUUUUGCACACUUUAUACCCUACAAAUUAGGAUUAUAAAUUAACUUAUACAUUUACUUUUACAAUCAAAAUAGAAAAACACCAGUAUUUUCAAAACAGAUCUGUCUUUGUUGUCUCUGCAUGUGAAGAAACGUCUGAACAAUGGCACUUUUCACUUCAACUCUCCCUCCUCAAAUGUAUUUAUGACUAUCAGAGCAUGUCAAGGUUCAUUUACAGCUUAAAACUAUCAACCAUGAACUGCCUAAGAGUUUAUUGCAAUUUUUGCGGACAAUUUUAGUCAUUUAAAAGUAUUUAUGUAUGUAUGUAUGUAUGCCAAAACUGCCAAAGGAGCUGAUGUGAGUUAGAAUGAAGAUUGUUGGUGUAGCUACAAAGCAAAAGUAUCAUCUAAAUGUGGUUAAAAAGUACUUGAAUUCAUAAUAUUAAUGUUUAUGUUUGUUUUUUGUUGUAGUUUUGACUAGCACUUGACAAUAUAUAGGUACUAACAUUGAUUGAUAUUGGUGACAUUGGGUUUUUCCUUUCAUAUAUUGUUUUAGGACAAAAUCAAUAUAUAGAUUUGUAAUAGCCUCAGUUAUUUUUGCUUAAGUGUGUUUAUGAAUGUUUGAAUGCUUUUAUAGUGACAUCCAUAAAUACUGGAUUUUGGUAUUGGCUGAAAAGUUGUUUUGUAAAUUAUACUUUGAGACCUAGACGUUUAAGUUUCAAUAUAUUUCUGACCAAUAUCUCCAUUUUAUUUAUUAUUUUUCAAAUUUAAAGCAAUAUUUCUCUCCAUUAUAGUAAAAUGCAUUUGUCAUUUCUUAAAGUUGCACUGUGUAACUUUUCUUGUAUAGGAUCUGCCACAUGCUUGCCUCCAUAGUGAUGUUACUGCUUUGCCCGGAAUGUUCUACAGUAUAGCACAAAACUUGUCUAACGGCGUCGGCCCGAAUUACAUGUUCAGAUCUAUGGAAUGGCGGACCCGCUCGCGUGUUGAGCAUUUCUGUAAUUGAAUAAAUGUAAGAUUGAUAGGAUUAAUGCUUUACUGUGGAACAUUCCAGGCAAAGCAUUAACAACUCCACUGUGACAAAAAAAAAAGUUAUAUAAUGCGCCUUUAAACCACUAGUAGUGUUGUCACAAUACAAAAAUUUCAAACUUGAUUUCGAUACUAAGGAAUUAACUUGAUAUUUACCGAUUUCGAUAUUUAAAAAGGCUCUUUUUUUUAGACAAUAGGAUAUAAUUUGGGUUGUCCUGUUUGAGUAAUGUUAUUUAGUAUCAAUACUUAUUCAAAUAAGUGUCUAGUUUCGAUACUACAGUAGUAUUGGUAUCGAUUAGUAUCUGAUUUUUUAAAUAUUUUUAGCAGCCCUAACCUAAUGCAAAUUCUGUCAUAAGCAAUGAGUCAAACAUCGAAGCAAACUACUCACAUUUGGUUAUUCUGAAUUCAAGUCAUUUUAACUUAUUUUGGAUAUUGUGUUUUUGCCGUGUACGUGGAGCAUUUUAACACAUAGUUUUGGUUCCCGGUUCAUUUCUGUCCGUUUACGGCCUUGUCCGUUUGUAGUUAGUGAAAAUGAUGAAAAUGCUGGAUCUCUGUAUAAAAUGUGUUAGUCGUCAGUUGGUUGCAGCUGCUGUCGCUUGUGUUAGAUCAGUGUAGAAAAGGUGUAUGCAAAACUGUCCCUCUCUGAAUCUUUGUGUAAAUACUUUUUAAUAAAUGAAAUUAACUAACU